AUGAACUCAUUGCCAUCGUGCACAUCUUCCUCUGCCGUUUUUACCGUAACUGAUUCUGUGCCCGAAAAUACUGAUGUUUCACAUGUUAACGAGGGGAAUUGUCAGUUAUUCACGACCUCAACGAGAGGUUGUAUCCCCUCCUCCUAUGGGAAUGCAUCGAAUUUGUGCUACAGUCCUAAACCACCCACCACUUCCAAUCCUUACAUGCAGUACCAAUUAGCCGCCGGAGCACAUUUGGCCUAUUUCAAUACUUUUAUGAGGACUAACAAUAAUAAUAAAGAGUGUAGUGUGACACUCCGCUCACAACAGCACAGAAGGAAGCCGAGGGUUUUGUUUACACAACGUCAGGUGAGCGAAUUGGAGGAACGAUUCAAAAAACAACGUUAUGUGACGGCAAGUGAACGAGAAGAGCUAGCCAGUAGCUUAGGACUAAGCGCUACACAGGUAACAAACAGCGAUAUAGUGAAAAUCCAGGGUAGUGGAGGAACGGAGGAGGUUCAAUUUUAUGGUGACCGUAUCUUGAAAUCACAUGCGGCAUUGGAUUUUGUUGAGAUCAAAGAAAGAGGGGGAGGAAUUGGCGCGAACGAGUGUUCGAGAACGUCAGUAUCACCAUCUCACUUGCCGGAAAGCUGUGAUCCAUCGAAGACCGGCUACUCACCCCCCGUUACUUAUCGUUUACAUAUGAGGAUACUCCUAUUACUAACCCUCACCGGGUUAGCAGUCGGUUCGGAAAAGGAAUGGGACUGCGAUGAAUCCGUGAACGGACUUCAAGCUGUUGGAGAAUGCUCUAACCAAUUCAUUCAUUGCUAUAAUGGUAAACCAUUGUUUAAACAUUGUCCACGUGGUCUCGUCUUCAAUCCAGAAAGUAGUCUUUGCGACUAUGAUGGUAACGUAGCUGGAUGUGAAAAUCGGGAGGAAGUGAACUGCCUACACAAGAAGGAUGGGGUAUACACGAUCGGUUGUUCGUCCUCGUUCUUCUUCUGCAGCAAUGGACUCAUCCAUCAAAGCACCUGCCAACGAGGCCUCUUCUACGAUAUCGACCGGAACACGUGUGAUCACAAAUUCCGUGUACGUGCCUGUGGCGGUCAUCCGGAGGUGCAAAGAGAGCCGGUAACACGACCUCCACUCGUCAUACCAACCUAUCCUCCAUAUAUACCGCACAGGCAUCAGAAACAUGGUGGAUUUGCGAGAGUUCGAGGCUAUGGUCCAGCAUCGUCUGAGCCGAGAUUCAGCUGUGAGGGCAAGUCGUCGGGCCCAUACCCGAUUGGAAGCUGUGCGCAACAGUAUAUGGUGUGUACCGAUGGAAUUUCGCAGUUAGCUGAAUGUCCGGACGAGGAGGUCUUCAGCAGUUCAGGAAGAUGUAUGCCUCUGGAGCAAGUCUCCGAGUGCAAAACUUCAUCCGAGGACGCACCACAGUUUGACUGUUCAACUCGUGAAGAUGGGAACUACGGAAUAGGUUGCACGUCCGAUUUUAUUUUCUGCAGCGGUGGAAAUGCUCUACCCAUGAAAUGUCCUAACUCAUUGGUUUUCAACGACGCGAAAGGCUACUGUGAUUAUCCUGAAGCGUGUCAACAAAAAUCUGGAUCCAGUCCGCCGGCAAGCAAAUUGCCAGCUGCUGAUGCCUCGAAAUCCGUUUCAUCCAACUAUUGCGCGUUCCGAAAGAAUGGAUUCUACUCGGACGGGUGUACGGUGGACUUUAUUUCCUGUGAUGAAGGGGUAGCAACACCUAUGAAGUGCCCGCCAAAUUUGGUUUUUAAUGGGAAGAAGGGAUACUGUGACUAUCCAGAAUCCUGCUCAGCCGCUCCAGAUCAGGAUCAGACGUCGAAACCAGCAUCCAAGGAGUCGUCUGGUUUGUGUGUUGGACGUGCCAACGGAUACUAUUCCGACGGAUGUUCUCACGAUUUUGUGCUAUGCAGAGAUGGAGUGGCGACAACAAUGAGGUGCCCUUCUUCGUUGGUAUUCAAUAAGGAGAAGGGAUAUUGCGACUAUCCAGAGGAUUGUCAGGAAGAAGCCGGUGCAAAACCGGCUACCACGGCUUCAGAAUCAGCUCGUGUCUCCUCUAAUGCUCCUCCCUCUUCAUCAUCACUGGAUUGCACAGGAAGAAGAGAUGGAUACCAUUCGUUGGGUUGUACGCCUAACUUUGUCUUCUGUAAUGAUGGGAUCGCAACAUCGCUGGUAUGCCCUUCAUCGCUAGUAUUUAACAUGCAAAAGCAGCGUUGUGACUACCUGGAGAGCUGCCUUGUGGAAAAUCAGGAUGCAACCACUCGAGCCCCUGUUUUAGCACCACCAACGGCAUCGAAUAUUGAUUGUGUUGGUAAAACUGACGGAUUCUAUUCGAACGGUUGCAGCCCUUCUUAUGUGUUCUGCAAUGGAGGAAUAGCAACAGCUAUGAAAUGCCCAUCAUCGCUAGUCUUUGAUCAGAAGAAAGGUCGAUGUGAUUAUCCAGAAAAUUGCUCAGCGGAUACAGUUGUUGCUCCUCCUCUCGCACACACCCAACCGUCACCGCUACCGGCUAGUAAACCGCCUGCAGAAGUGUACGCUCCGCCCACAACAACCAGUGUUGUCGACUGCAAAGGGAAAAAAGACGGCUACUAUUCGAAUGGAUGCUCCGCUGAUUUUGUGUUUUGUAAUGAAGGAGUGGCGACAGCAAUGAAGUGUCCAUCAACGUUGGUGUUCAACGAGAAGAAGGGGCAUUGUGACUAUCCUGAAAACUGCUCAUCCGAACCGUCCGUGCCGUCACGUGCCGCUCACGUGCAGCCGCAGUCGGCGCCUGUGUAUGCUCCGGCCAGCUCAUCUGCCGUUGACUGCGCUGGCAAAAAGGAUGGAUAUUACUCAAAUGGUUGCACUCCUACGUUUGUGUUUUGCAAUGAAGGUGUCGCGACAACGAUGAAAUGUCCACCAACAUUAGUAUUUAACGGGAAGAAAGGACAUUGUGACUAUGUGGAGAACUGUACUCCAGAAGCGCCACCGGCACCACCAGUGCCUAUUCCUGCCUCGCAGCCAUCGGCAUCGUUCAUGCCUCCGGCACCCACCGCGUCGGCUUCGAAAGUCGUGGAUUGCAAAACGAAACCAAACGGAUACUACUCGAUCGGAUGUACAUCCGAAUAUAUUUCCUGUAACGAAGGAAUAGCGACAACAUUGAAAUGCCCAUCAUCGCUGAUAUACAAUGAAAGGAAAGGAUAUUGUGACUAUCCUGAGAACUGCGAGCAGGAGGUGGCUGCUAGCGCACAGGCUGACGCGGCAGGACCAAGCGCUGCGCCUACCUACAAUGCUCCGGUCCCAUCGAGUUUUGAUUGCGCUGGGAAGAUGGAUGGAUACUAUUCGAAGGGAUGUACUGAUGUUUUUGUGUACUGUAAUGAUGGAGUAGCAACAACCAUGAGAUGUCCUCCAAAUUUGGUGUUUAACGGGAAGAAGGGGAGUUGUGACUAUGUGGAGAACUGCUCUGCCGAUGUUCCUCUACCGCCACCGAUACCAGCUCCCUCCGCUGUGCCUCCUCCAGUUCCAUCCAAGCAGCCGUCUGUACAUGUGGCCGCCUCCGCGCCAAGCGCGACUACUGUGGAUUGCAAACUAAAGUCGGAUGGUUACUAUUCGAUCGGUUGCGUCUCGGAUUACGUUUACUGUAAUGGAGGAGUCGCGACUACAAUGAAAUGUCCAACACCGUUGGUAUACAAUGAGAAGAAAGCGCAAUGUGACUAUCCAGAAAACUGUCCUGCGGGACCGGCAGUUCCGGCUCAAACUGCUCCGGCAUAUCCAGUAUCUACUGCGUUGGAUGUUGAUUGUACCGGAAAGAAGGAUGGUUAUUAUUCUAAUGGAUGCUCGCCUACCUUUGUGUUCUGCAGUGACUCGGUUGCAACAUCGAUGAAAUGCCCACCAACGUUGGUGUUUAAUGAGAAGAAGGGACAUUGUGAUUACGCGGAGAAUUGCUCCGGAGAUGUAUCCGUGCCCGCUCCUGCUCCGGUUCCUUCCGCUGUUGUGCCUCCUCCAGCGGCAGCAGCAGCACCCAUGCAGCCUCCAGCACCGGUGGUGCCGGCUCCGCUUACAACCAGUAUCGAUUGCAAAACAAAACAGGACGGCUAUUAUUCCCGUGGCUGCACGUCUUAUUUCGUUUUCUGUAACGAAGGAAUGGCGACUACAAUGGAAUGUCCAUCGUCAUUGGUAUUCAAUGAGAAGAAGGGAUACUGCGAUUAUCCUGAGAACUGUGCAGCUGAGACGGUCGCAACUCCAGCCGCUGCUCCGACAAGGCCUUCUCCUCCUUCUGCCUACGCUCCUCCACCUCAUUCGGUUAUUGAUUGCGUCGGUAAAAAGGAUGGAUAUUAUUCGAAUGGUUGUUCACCGACCUUUGUGUACUGUAGUGACGGGGUUGCCACAACGAUGAAAUGCUCGCCGACGUUGGUGUUUAACGAGAUGAAGGGACAGUGUGAUUAUGUUGAGAAUUGCUCUGCGAGAUCUCCACCAGCGAUACCAUCUCCAGCACCCGUCGUUGUACCUCUUCCGGUAAUCCAGAAACCAGCACCUGUGGUACCUGCUCAGCUGCCGACAACCGUAAAUUGUAAGACAAAGCAGGAUGGCUACUAUUCGCUUGGAUGUACGUCCGAAUUUGUUUUCUGUAAUGAAGGAGUACCGACCACGAUGAAAUGUCCAUCCGCGUUGGUUUUCAACGAAAAGAAAGGAUAUUGUGACUAUCCGGAGAACUGCUCCUCGGAAUCAAAUCCGGCUGUUCCUGCUCCUGCCACACAGACUAGUUCUGCUCCUGUUCAUGCACCACCUAUGUCAUCUUCUGUUGAUUGUGCAUGGAAGAAAGAUGGAUACUAUUCGAACGGAUGUUCUCCGACCUUUGUCCAUUGCAGUGAAGGAGUCGCAACAUCGAUGAAAUGUCCUCCAUCGCUGGUGUUCAAUGAGAAGAAGGGACAUUGCGAUUACGUAGAGAAUUGCUCUACAGAAUCACCAGUUGUUCCCGUGCCGGCGCCAAGUAUGCAGCCUCCAGUUACUACUGUAUCACACUUGGAUUGUGCCGGAAAGAAGGAUGGUUACUAUUCGAAUGGAUGCUCUCCUGAAUUCGUCUUCUGUAGCGAAGGAGUAGCGACCACUAUGAAAUGCCCUGUCACGCUGGUAUUCAACGAAAAGAAGGGUCAUUGUGAUUAUGCGGAGAACUGCUCGGAUGUUCCAACGGUGCCCUCGAAACCUGUUGUUCCUCCUCCUUCUCCUCCUCCUCCUCUUCCUGCGCCUCAAGCACAACCUGCCUAUGCUCCACCUCCUGUGUCAAACCGUGUGGAUUGUACUGGAAAGAAGGAUGGAUACUACUCGAACGGCUGCACUCCAGAAUUUGUUUUCUGCAAUGAAGGGCUGGCAACUGUUAUGAAAUGUCCUGCGGCACUUGUGUUCAACGAGAAGAAGGGGCAUUGCGAUUACUUGGAGAACUGUUCCUCUGAGUCUCCAGUCCCACCGCUCAUGCCAGGACCUACAGCUGUUCCGCCGCCCCCGCCACCAACAGUUCCUGCCUCUGCUCCAGCAUCUAUGUCUUCACAUGUGGACUGCACCGGAAAGAAGGAUGGGUAUUACUCGAACGGUUGCACCGCCACUUUUGUGUCUUGUAGUAAUGGAGUAGCGACCACAAUGAAUUGUCCUCCGACGCUUGUAUUCAAUGAAAAGAAGGGGCAUUGCGAUUACAUGGAGCAGUGUUCGGCCGAGACGUCAAUGGCUGCUGCUCCGCCGGUAGUGCCGGUGCCGGUUCCUCAGGCUCCUUUUCCAGCAUCAUCACCGGUGAAAUGCGCUGGAAAGAAGGACGGCUACUACUCGAACGGUUGCUCAUCGGUGUUUGUGUUCUGCAGCGAAGGAGUUGCGACCCCAAUGAAAUGUCCUCCAUCACUCGUUUUCAACGAGAAGAAGGGACAUUGUGACUAUGUGGAGAAUUGUUCGACCGAAUCCGCUGCCGUCCAACCAUCGGUCACCGCCAUGGAUCAGCCCACGCCGGCGUACGCUCCUUCCGUUGACAGAUUCGUGGAUUGUACCGGAAAGAAGGAUGGGUAUUAUUCAAACGGAUGCACUGCAGAAUUCGUUCUGUGUAGCGACGGUGUGGCGACCAACAUGAAAUGCCCUCCAACGUUGGUAUUCAACCAGAAGAAAGGUCAGUGCGACUACGUUGAGAACUGCUCCUCCUCGCCGCCUCCAUUGGCGCCUUCUGUGAUCAAACCUCCGGCACCUGGCCUCGCUCCGCCAUACGUUCCACAAAACGCUGCAGGAAGCAUUGAAUGUGCCGGGAAAGCGGAUGGAUAUUACUCGAAUGGAUGUUUCACGGAAUUUGUUCAUUGCAGUGGUGGUGUCGCCACCAAAAUGACUUGUCCUUCAUUGCUUGUCUUCAAUGAGAAGAAAGGAUACUGUGACUAUCCGGAGAGCUGUAUCUCGGAAGUCCCCACUAAUGUGCCGGCGCCAUCGAACUCGAUGCCAGUACCGUCUCCUCCAAGCGCCUCCUCUCCUGAGGUUGUCAACUGCGUAGGAAAGAGUGAUGGAUACUACUCGAAUGGCUGCUCGCCAAUAUUUGUAUUCUGUAGCGAAGGUGUUGCGACUACGAUGAAAUGUCCGUCAUCAUUGGUGUUCAAUGCGAAGAAGGGUCAUUGCGAUUAUGUGGAGAACUGUUCCUCAGACAAAUCCACGGACGCUGCACAUCCAGCCGCAUCAAUGAUGGAUAAUCACGCUCCCGCUUACUUCCAGUCAUCUCCGGAUUCUGGUAUUAAUUGUAACGGGAAACAGGACGGUUACUAUUCGAAUGGUUGUUCCUCUGAGUUCGUUUUUUGUAGUCAGGGGGUUGCGACGGCGAUGACUUGCCCUCCGUCCUUGGUAUUCAACGAGCGAAGCGGAAACUGUGAUUAUCCAGAAAAUUGCGUAGCCGAAGUGGUGCACUCAAAUCCACCUCCACCGAGUCGUGUACCAGUACAACCUGUUCCCACUCCUGCACACGUCCCACCAAGUUCCUCAGCCAUGGAUUGUGCCGGGAAAUCUGACGGCUACUACUCGAAUGGAUGUUCGAAUGAAUUUGUUUUUUGUACUGAGGGGAGCGCAACACUAAUGAAAUGUCCUCUUUCACUAGUAUUCAAUGCGAUGAAAGGAUACUGCGAUUACGUGGAGAAUUGCUCCACGGAUGGAGCUGGUACGGCGCCAACACCGCAGGUUAUCGCACCGCAACCUCGGCCAGUUCCUCCGCCACCUUCGCUAGCUUCGCCACCGACAACACCGGACGGUCGUGUGCAUUGCCAGGGGAGGCCGGAAGGUUUCUACUCGAAUGGAUGCACUUCUGAAUUUUUCUACUGCAGUGAGGGGAUUCCAACAGAAAUGAAAUGUCCUGUAUCACUUGUGUUCAAUGAGAAGAACGGAUAUUGCGACUAUCCAGAGAACUGCGACAAAGGAAUAACGGGACCCACCGUACCCAUUCCAUUGCCACAACAACCAAGUCGGGAUCCAGCGUACUCUACGUCCGGCACUAUUGAUUGCAAAGGUCGUCCGAAUGGAUACCACUCAAAUGGCUGCUCUCCGGAUUUCGUCUACUGCAAUGAAGGGGUUGCUACGAUUAUGAAAUGUCCUCCAUCGUUGGUGUUCAACAAGAAAAACGGACAUUGUGACUAUGUGGAGAACUGCUCAAGUGAUGUCCCUCUACCUCCUCCUCAGCCUCCUAGUCCUCCUUUGGUGCAAGCACCCGGUUACACAGCGAAACCACCUGCAGCGAUGGGUCCUGCAGCGCUCUCGCCACCGGUGACGUCAGCCGUUCUGGAUUGUACCGGACGUCCGAACGGAUAUCAUUCGAAUGGUUGUACUGCGGAGUUUGUGUACUGUAAUGAGGGUGUCGCCACUUUAAUGAAAUGUCCUACAUCAUUAGUCUUCAAUAAGAAGACGGGACAAUGUGACUAUCCGGAGCAUUGCUCUUCGGAAGUUCCUGUUGUGGCACCACAAGUUUCUGUCCAAGCUCCUUCGGUGUUCUCUCAUCCGGCAUCAUCGACUCUGGAUUGUACCGGACGCCCGAACGGCUACCACUCAAACGGUUGCACGUCAGAAUUCGUUUUUUGCAGUGAAGGAGUGGCAACAGUAAUGAAAUGUCCACAAUCGUUGGUGUUCAAUGAAAGGAAGGGAUAUUGUGAUUACGUCGAGAACUGCUCUGUCGCACCUUCCGUCUCCGCCCCGAUCGCACCACCGCAGCCAGUACCACCGCCUCCGGCGCUUUCUCCUCCGUCGGUGAUGUCAAAAAUGGAUUGCACUGGACGUCCGGACGGAUACCAUUCCCUUGGAUGUACAUCAGAGUUCUUUUUCUGCGUUGAAGGUGUUGCCACUAUGAUGAAAUGCCCCACAUCGUUAGUGUUCAACGCAAAGAAGGGUCAGUGUGACUAUCCGGAAAAUUGCGACGGACCUGUUGUGUCGCCACCUGCUCCGAGCCUUCCCGUACAGCAAGAGCAACCGUCAGCUCGGUAUCAACCAUCUGCAUCCACAUCUCUGGAUUGCACUGGACGUACGAAUGGCUUUCACUCGAACGGCUGCACUCCGGAAUUCGUGUACUGCGUUGAAGGUGUCGCCACCCUUAUGAAUUGUCCUGCAACGUUGGUGUUCAACGAGAAGAAAGGAUACUGUGACUAUCCGGAGAGCUGUUCAUCCGCGGUCCCACCUGUGGUAGCGAAGCCGAGCCCGAUACUACCGCCACCAUCUCAGCAGGCUCCUAUCGUAUCACCGCAGCCUAUGGAUUGUACCAACCGUCCAAACGGACAUUAUUCGAACGGAUGCACUCCAGACUUUAUGUACUGUAACGAUGGAGUGGCGAUUAUGAUGAAGUGCCCAUCGUCGCUGGUUUUCAACGAGAAGAAGGGAUAUUGUGACUAUCCAGAGAGUUGUUCGUCCGGAGGCUCUUCGCCAAUUCCUCUUCCUCCAGUUUCUUCCGCUCAGCAGGAUCAACGGGCACCACAGUCUUCAUUUGAUUGCACCGGACGUCAAAAUGGACAUUACUCGAACGGAUGCUCUACAGAUUUUGUGUACUGCUAUGAAGGUGUGGCGACUACGAUGCGAUGCCCAUCGUCGUUGGUAUUCAACGAACAGAAAGGAUACUGCGAUUAUCCAGAAAAUUGCUCAGCUGGUUCUGCUCCGCUAGUUCCUCCAGUUCCGGCGCCAGUAGCUCCUUCGCAAUCGCAACAGUCACCAGCUUACUCACCAUCAUCUCAGUCAAUCGAUUGUACCGGUCGUCCAAGCGGCUACUAUUCGAUGGGAUGCUCCGGAGAUUUUGUGUUUUGCAAUGAAGGAAACCGUGUUUUAAUGAAAUGCCCAUCCUCGUUGGUGUUCAAUGAGAAGAAAGGAUACUGUGACUAUCCGGAGAAUUGCAAACAAUCGCCGGCAGUUCCGCCUGUGCCUGCGCCACAACCUCCGUCACAACCGCCGGCACUGUCUCCACCGUCAUCAAGCGUCAGCUGUGCCGGACGGCAAACCGGUUACUAUUCGAAUGGAUGCACCGCCGACUUUGUCUACUGCAAUGAAGGCGUCGCCACUCAAAUGAAAUGUCCAUCCACACUCGUCUUCAACAUGGAGAAAGGCUAUUGCGAUUACGUUGAAAACUGCUCGGCUGAUGCUCCUCCUCCCGCCUCAUUACCUCAGUAUGGUGGUCCACAACCUCAACUGCAACCGGUUCAACCGCCAGUUCUCUCCCCACCUCGUCUGGAUUGCACUGGCCGCCAAAAUGGACACUACUCUGUCGGCUGUUCUCCGGACUUUGUGUUCUGUCACGACGGCGUCGCCACUAUGAUGAAGUGUCCAUCAUCUCUUGUCUUUAAUGAGCAGAAGGGUUACUGCGAUUAUCCGGAAAGCUGUUUGUCUGGAGGUUCGUCGGCGGUUCCACCGCCACCCGUCUCUCAGUCUCAGCUGUCUCCACCGUCAUCUUCCUCAGGUGUUAAUUGUGCUGGUCGCGAGAAUGGAUACUACUCCACUGGGUGUUCUGGGGAUUUCGUUUUCUGCUCCGAAGGCGUUGCAACAAUGAUGAGAUGCCCUACUGGAUUAGUUUUCAACGAGGAUAUGGGUUACUGCGAUUAUCCAGACAGUUGCUCAUCUGAAAGUGAUGGAUCCACGGCGCAAACACAAACUCCGAAGCCAACACCAGGUUCCACGAAGCCAGGACGACCCUCUGGAGCAUUUUCACCUCCAGCGACGGCGACGAGCGGUGAAUGCGCAGGACGUCAAAAUGGAUACUAUUCGAAUGGAUGCUCUUCCGAAUUUGUAUACUGUAACGAAGGAGUCCCUACUGCUAUGAAAUGUCCAUCGUCGUUAGUGUUCAAUGAGAAAAUGGGCUAUUGUGACUAUCCAGAACUGUGCGCAUCCGGUGACCAAGGCUCCUACGCUCCUCCGGAAGUUUCGAAGCCGUCGAAGUCUGCGUUAAGCUUUGUUUGUCCCGAAACGAAUGGAGUUUUUUCGCUUGGAUGUUCCGUGGAAUUUGUGGUAUGCUCGAAUGAUGUCGCACAAUUGAUGACAUGCCCGGAGGGAUUAGUUUUCAAUGCCGCGCAAGGUUAUUGUGAUCAUAAGGAGAAUUGUCGAGAAGGAUUGGAUCAGGCGAAACCAUCUACAACUCCUUCAGCGCCUACGUCGAGCGAUUACAAGCCUCCGUCUAUUUCAUCCGAAUGCACUGAUCUUCCGGACGGAACAUUCGGAUCACAAUGUGGAUCAUCGUUUGUGGUCUGCUCGAACGGGGUCUCGUAUACCAUGAGCUGCCCAUCGGACCUUGUCUUUGACGCGAAAAAGAGUCGUUGUGUGUAUCCGGACGAAUGUGGUGAGAAAUCCAGUGCACAGAGCCCUGCCGAAACCACAACUCCAUCCUACGUUCCACAGAAUUCACGAAACGAUUGUGUUGGAAAACCGGACGGUCUACAUUCGCUUGGAUGUAUCGGGGAAUUUCUGCAAUGUGUCGACGGUAGAACAUACAGUCUCUACUGUCCGGCUGGUCUCGUUUUCGUGGAACAACUCGGAGCAUGUGACGUACCGUCGGCAUGUAAACCUACACCGAAACCGGAGAAUGUGAGCGGACCGCUACCGUACGAGCCGGUGAUGAGUCCUGGCACGGGUGCAGGCAACGGAAGUUGCGACCUGGAAGGAUACUUUUCGCACUUUUGCGCUGUGGAAUUCUUCAAUUGCGUGCAUGGACGGAAGUUUGUCGGGAAAUGUCCGGCUGGUCUGGUAUUCAAUCCACACAAGAACGCCUGCGAUUAUGUGGAGAGCUGCGUGAGCAGAGGAGAAGAUCAGUCGAGACCAUCACUCGCGCUACCGAUUCCCAGCACUGAAACCAACAAAGAUAAUUCGUGCAAGGACCGACCGGAUGGAGUGAUCACGGACUCUGAUUGUCAGCCACAAUUCACCACCUGUCUAAGUGGAACUGCGUUCGUCACGAAAUGUCCGGCUGGUCUCGUGUAUUCGAUCGCGGCUAAACUGUGCGAUUAUCCGGAAGCAUGUGAGCGUAAGGAUUAUGACAAACCGACUACCGCGCCUGCAGUCGUUGCACCACCAGCGAAGCCUGAUGUGACCUACCAGGAUACGGCCGUGGGAAUGGAUUUGUGUUUGAACAACUCGAACGGUCCGAUGAAGACCUCAAAUUGUCGCCAUUCGUUCUCGUUUUGCGUUCAUAGCGCUCUCUAUACGAUGAAAUGUCCGGAUGGGCUACUAUUUUCCGUUGUAUCACACAAGUGUGAAUGGGCUUCGAUGUGCGACAUCGUUCCGGAAACUACAACCACCUUAAUGCCGGUGACGUACGUCCCGACGUCAGCGCCUUCAGCCAGCUACCCAUCCAGGGACAGCACCAGCACAUCGACGAGUGUGACAGAUUUUGAUUGCACGAAUCUUCCGGAUGGGAACCGUCCGCUGGGUGAAUGCGUUGGACGUUUUGUGAUGUGCUCGAACGGACAUGCGUACGUGCAGUUCUGUCCUCAUGGACUCGUGUACAAUUCGGCUAAGGGUGCGUGCGAUUAUGAAUGCGGUGCUCCAACAUAUCCUCAAAUAACGACACCGUCACAACAGGUUGAAUGCUUGACUAGCCAAGCGUUAGGCCGUUGCUCGUCAAGGUUUAAUCGAUGCUUGAAUGGAAGACUGGUGCCGUCACAAUGUCCUGGAAAAUCGCUAUUCGAUGAGGCGUUAUCCUUGUGCGUGUAUGAUCUGCCGGAAUGUCGAGCGGAGGAUGUAACGCCACCAACGUACUAUCCACCGGCUCAGGAUGCUACGACUCCAACGCCUGUACGACCAGCACCGGCUCCGGGAUAUCCCCCGCCGGCAUAUGAACCACCUCAGUAUUCGAAGCCACAGUACGAGGCUCCACAGUACACGCCACCACAGCCAUCACAGUACCAGCCACCACAGUACCAGCCACCACAGUACCAGCCACCACAGUACCAGCCACCACAGUACCAGCCACCACAGUAUACUCCACCACAAUACCAGCCACCACAGUAUACUCCACCACAGUAUCCGCCACCGUCAUUCCAUCCACCUCCAUACAUUCCACCGCAACCGUUCCAGCACCAUCCAUUCCCUCCGCAAUUCCCUCCAUUUUUACCGAUGCCAUUCCCGGACGUAAUGCAUGGCAGAGACAGAGUGAACAAGGGAAUGAUACCGUUUGAACCUCGUUCCAUGCUUAACGGGGAGCGACGUUACAUUUUGAAGGAUAUCUUUGAUGGACAUUCCAGUCCAUACCUCUAUCCAUUCAUUAACCGAAUAUUUGUGCCGAAUCACCACAAGAAACGCAAGCAUCACGAUCGACGUCCAGAUUCGAAAGAAACCGAUUUUGAUGUGUCGAAGCUGUUCGAAAGCGUUAAGGAUGAUCCGGAACUUCCAAUGCCAAUCCAGGUCCCAAAUACUACUACCGUAACCCCGGUUCCGAUAGCUAUGUUUGAGGAGCAUACUGACGAGGAUUAUGCAGAUGAUCAUGAGGAGGAAUAUGAUGAGGAGGGCUCUGGAGUGGAGGUGUCACGUCGGAAGCGAAGUUACGUGUCUGUUCCGGAAAACAGCGAAGCAGGGCAGCAGGAUUUUUCCAUGUGUACAACUGAGCUCGCACCUGGUGUGAUUUCAUUGGGAUUCUGUCGUCAGGAUUUCAUCUUUUGCAGAGCACUGAAAGCUGGUUUGAUGGCAGCAUGUCCAGUUGGUGAUUUAUUCGACGGGAACUUGAAAAAAUGCGUGUCCUCUCGAUCCUGUGGAAAAGAACAGUCGGCGGCGGAUGUUCCACUAAUGGGACCAGAUGUCUAUGAUUCGCCGCCCGUCGCAACAACAUCUGCCCCGGCGUACAAACCGAUUCCCAGGAAGCUUUCAGCCGAUAGAGCAGCCCCUCGAUACACUCCUGCACCACCACCAGCGCCAGUUACCGUACCAUCCGUGCCUAUGUACAGUGCGGCGUAUGCUGUUCCCACGACGACAACUACGAUGAGACCACCGUAUCAGCAGCCACUGAUUAUUCCGGUGCCAAUUCCAGCCGCUCCACCGAGACCAGCCGCAGCUCCUGUCCGACCACCACCACCAUCAUUUGCACCAAGACCGCGUCCAGCACCAGUUCGUGUACCACGCCCAGUAUCUGCUUCAUUCCUGCAGUCGAACCCGAUGGUUGAGUGCACAUCGAACACUGACUACGCUCUGGAUUGUUCCGGAAAUUUUGUGAAAUGUGUGCACGGUAUCGCGUACAAAAUGAAAUGUCCAGAGGGUUUGGUUUACGAUCAAACAAAACAGUACUGUGAUUAUCCGGGAAAUGUACUAGGAUGUAGCAUGAGUCAUUCGCCAAGACCGUAUCCGUUUUUUCCCGAUGACGAGCCGGAGGAGCCUGUGAAUUCAUAUUCUUUUUUUCCUGAAGAAGAGGAGCAAAUGGAAUCGCUAAAACCUCACAAACCUCGAAAACCUCAUCGGCCACGCAAACCUCAUCAUUUGCACAAGCCGUAUAGACCUAAGAAGGUACAACCGACAGCCGCCCCUGUGCUAGAUGUCCCAGUUAGAACCACUCCAGCUACUCCUGAUUUCUGCGCUACAUUACCUGAUGGGCUGCACAGCCAAGGAUGCACAGCUUCAUUUGUAAUCUGUACCGAUGGUAGAAUCCAGGCUUCAAUGAAUUGUCCAAUGGGUACAUUCUUCGACGAGAAUCGUCAAGUUUGUGAAUUUAAGGAGAAAGUUGUGGCAUGCGGUGGAUCACUGGAUGAACCUGCACCGGUUCCCUCGUAUCCAGUAGUGACCAGGACAACAACUCCUUCGACGCCAGCACGUGACGAUAAUUGUCCUGGUGUUCCACAAGCGGUAGGACGGUGUUCGUCGAAGUUCGUGAUCUGUUCGAAUGGAAUCGAGAGCGAGUUCAACUGCUCUAAACCUCUUGUGUUCAAUCCACUAACGAAUACAUGCGAUUUCCGGGAAUUUGUUUCGGGAUGCGAGAAAUUCCAAGGUCUUGACGUACCUUACUAUGCUGCUCCCUCAACUCAACAGACAACUACCACAACACAACAAACAACUACGACAACUGAGCCGCUCAGAUGUAUUUACAACGAUAAGCGGCCAGCAUUUGCACUUGACUACUGUUCCCGAAUCUAUGGAAUUUGCACACUUUAUGGAAUUCUGAAACGUGACGAGUGUGCGAUUGGAUUCCUAUUCGAUUCACAUCUGAAUACAUGUGUCCCAGCUGAACAAUGCGGUCAAGAACGUCUUAAGGAACUUUUAAGCCAGGCCACCCACGCUGCACCUGCACCCGCAGCUCCGGUCUCCGCCGCUCAAGUUGAUCAGUCUGCCGCGAAGUAUGCACCGAGAAAGGAUGACCGAUGUCGGAACACCGCCGACGGAGUGAUGAAACCGCUUGGACGAUGUCGUUCCUCGUACAUCCGAUGCACAUCCGGAGAAGUGAUGAUUGAACCGUGCGCGACCGCAGCCGAGGUGUUCUCGGUGGCCGCUGGCGCUUGUGUGCUACGAGUGAACGCACCGGAAUGUCAUAGCGGCGGACCGGCACGAACUCCAUCAUACGCUCCACCGCUUGCGGAUUCGAAUGAUCCGUUAACGUUCUGCAAGGCUCGCAGUGACGGAUUGUACAGGAACCCAACGGAUUGCGCUGGAAUACUUCAGUGCUUUGGCGGAGACGUGUUCGAAUAUCCAUCCUGUUCAUCCGGACUUGUUUUCAACGAAGCCACAGGCAAAUGCGACUACAGAGAAGCGGUUCCAGAAUGCAAACUACCGGCUGAUGAUGAUCAAGUCUUGAAUGGAUGCCGUGGUGCUAGCCAUGGUGACCUGGUGCCACACGAAGGCGAUUGUCGACAAUUCUAUCGAUGCGUAUGGGAUCGGUUGGAGAGAAUGCAUUGCCCGUCCGGAACCGUUUUCAAUCCAGAAUUAUCCUUAUGCGAUUAUCCAGCAAAUGUACCUCAAUGUAGGAAUAGUGAUGACGUGGAUCUGGAAGACAACUCAGUUGAAUUAGCUCCAUCUUAUCGAUAG
Molecule: messenger RNA, 15438 nt
Organism: Necator americanus (New World hookworm)
Lineage: Eukaryota; Metazoa; Nematoda; Chromadorea; Rhabditida; Ancylostomatidae
Exons: 104
Coding region: 1-15438 (5145 amino acids)
Cellular component (GO): extracellular region
Molecular function (GO): chitin binding; DNA binding
Source: RefSeq, a predicted model, not a curated record